CCCACGUAAAGGUAAGACUGUGUGUAGGUAUUUACUUGAGUAUUCGCGUGACAGGAGACAUUCCUUCGCACACCCUUGCUCUCGCGGGUGGACAAUUCCGCUACACAAACAUGCAUUCCGACAAAGUCUCCACAACGGCGGGGGAAACUCGCGACAGAAAAAGCACAAAACCAAUCAUGGAAAAGAGGCGUCGAGCUAGAAUCAACGCCAGCCUGUCAGAACUGAAGUCACUUUUACUCGAAGUCAUCAAAAAAGAGGGGGGGCGCCACAACAAGAUGGAGAAGGCGGACAUUCUGGAGAUGACAGUCAAACACCUGAGAGAGAUCCAGAGACACUCGCUUACAGCCUCAGUCGGACACGAGCCAAUCAACAUCGAUAAACAGCGACUUGGAUUUAACGAGUGCGCACAGGAAGUGAGCAGAUAUUUAAGUACAAUCGACGGAUGUGAUGUUGAACUCAGAGCCCGUGUUCUAGACCAUCUUGCAAGCUGUGUUACUGGUGAUGAGACAAGCAGCUCAUCGCCUCCACCCCCUGUGACGUCACUUCCGCUAACUCCUCCAACUCCACCAGCGCCACUUCCGGCACAGACCGUUACGACUUCGACAGUGUCUUCGUCCAGUGAACAACCAUUAAUUCCUCAAACAACGCAAUCAAUUCCUUUCUCCACGGAUAUAAACAAUAAUAUCGCUGGAUUUACAGCUCCUCAACCUGUCCAAGCAACCAAAGUUGUCAGCGGGCUACAAGUCAUACCGACAAAGCUUCAAAACGGAGAAAUUGCCUUCGUGUUGCCUACCAACGUGCUCGGCGGCAGUCACGUCCCAAACUACAUCAUCCCCGUCUACACAUCACCCAACACUUCCCCAACGAAGCCGCCCGUUACCAUGGCAAUGACCGGAGCCCCUACGGCUGGUUCUGUGAUGACAAUUAUGCCUUCUGCGGAUGUUUUUCAGACAUGCGCACUGGCCCCGUUGCCUGGCAACAUAAACAUCCUUUCCGGAUCUGUGUCAUCUCCUCAUUCAGUUUCUCCCUGUUCCUCAUCAGACUCGUCCAUGCUGUCGCUGUCUCCGACAUUACGGAACUCUGUGAAUGACGUCAGAGAUAUGCGAGACGUACGUCAUCAUGACGUCGGAGAGUUACGAGAGGUACGUCAUCCGCAAGUUACCGCAGAGCCAGUAUGGCGACCAUGGCACUGAUGUUUGCUUCAUCAAAAUGCUGGAUAUGUGAUACAAAAGGCCAAAAGUGAGUGAUUCCUUCAGUUUACAGAGUGCUAUUUCGGUGAUGUCCGAUGUGGUUAUGAAUCCAAAGCUCCUGGAUUUUCAAUGUGAUAAACAAUUAUCAACGGACUUAACCAUACAACACAUGUGAUCAAGCGAGAAAACGACGUCACGCAGUUUAUUAUUUUAUAAUAUUACAGUGUUUUAUACUACUGUUCAAUACGAAUGUUAUGUAAUAUAUAAAUGUUUUAUUACUGCAAAA
Molecule: messenger RNA, 1476 nt
Organism: Haliotis rubra (blacklip abalone)
Lineage: Eukaryota; Metazoa; Mollusca; Gastropoda; Lepetellida; Haliotidae
Product: transcription factor HES-1-B-like
Exons: 4
Coding region: 111-1193 (360 amino acids)
Biological process (GO): regulation of transcription by RNA polymerase II; anterior/posterior pattern specification; regulation of neurogenesis
Cellular component (GO): nucleus
Molecular function (GO): protein dimerization activity; DNA-binding transcription factor activity, RNA polymerase II-specific; RNA polymerase II cis-regulatory region sequence-specific DNA binding
Source: RefSeq, a predicted model, not a curated record